Molecule: messenger RNA, 552 nt
Organism: Ilex paraguariensis (yerba mate)
Lineage: Eukaryota; Viridiplantae; Streptophyta; Magnoliopsida; Aquifoliales; Aquifoliaceae
Source: the annotation of a GenBank genome assembly
AUGGGCCAAAUGGGAAGGGCAUUCAAGGAGAUUCACAAGGGUAAGAAGCCUCCUGGUGUCUGGAAGACAUUAAUGGAGGUUAUUCCCCAUGUCAAGAGCACAACUAACCUUCAGAACAACUUGCAAAGCUACCGUGUCCUAUGGACGGGCCUUGGGGCACAGCUCUCUCGUGAUGUGCCUUUCUCUGCUAUUUGUUGGUCGACCCUUGAGCCGAUGAGAAGACGACUUCUUGGUCUGGUGGGUGAGGAAGCCAAUGCAGCCAGUGUGCUUGGUGCAAAUUUCUCUGCUGGUUUUGUUGCAGGAAGCCUUGCUGCUGCUGCUACAUGUCCACUUGAUGUUGCGAAAACCAGAAGGCAAAUUGAGAAAGAUCAUGCCAGGGCAUUGAGGAUGACAACGAGACAAACGCUGAUGGAGGUUUGGAGGGAUGGCGGGAUGAAAGGACUAUUCACGGGUGUUGGUCCUCGUGUUGGCCGUGCAGGACCUUCUGUGGGCAUUGUGGUUUCGUUUUAUGAAGUUGUGAAAUAUGUUCUGCAUCAUCAGUAUGCUACUUAA